Messenger RNA from Chlamydomonas reinhardtii, 5187 nucleotides. RefSeq lists its product as uncharacterized. The transcript is spliced from 5 exons. Lineage: Eukaryota; Viridiplantae; Chlorophyta; Chlorophyceae; Chlamydomonadales; Chlamydomonadaceae. The record is from RefSeq and is a predicted model, not a curated record. The coding region runs from base 229 to 3984 and encodes 1251 amino acids.
UCAGUCGGCUCUGCGCCUCUGCACUCCUUCCUUUGCUCCCACAUCUGAAAUAGAGUAUUACAGCAAUCUGAAUACAAGAGGCAGGAUAGAAACAGAGAGUUUGCAAAAUUCGGGAAGAAAGUGUCGCGUUGACUACAGCAAUAGCUCAGAGGGGUCGCCGCUGUCACUCACGUUACAUCCUAAUGCCGAUACUGUAGUGGAGCAACAGCGCUUACCAGCCCAGUAAAAAUGGCGCGACGCUGUCGGGCCUCGCUAGGCUCGUCGGUUGCUCUUCUCGCGCUAGUGCUAGUGCUGCUGCGGCCACACGAGCUCGCAGCUGAGCCAAUCGUCGAAGGCAGCGACGUUGGCGAGGUGCACGCCGAGGGGUCUUGCAGCCCUGGCGACGCUUGGGAAGCCGGCGCUAGCGCUUGCCUGUCCGGGACACCGGCAGAGGAGCGGGUCGCGCCCGACAAAUCCGCCGCUGCCACUGCUGCAGCAGCUCUUGGAGAAUGUAUGGACAACCAGACGCACUUUGAAAUGUUAGAACCCUAUAGCGCAGAUGCCGCUGCUGCUGGUGACGUGCUGGUGGAGUCGGCGGUUGGCAUCGGCGCCGGCGUCGUCAGUGACGGCGCCGCCGCCGUCAGUGAUGGCGCCGCCGGCGUCAGUGACGGUGGCGGCGGCGUCAGUGACGGUGGCGGCGGCGUCAGUGGCGGUGGCGGCGGCGUCACUGCCACUGCCGGCGGCCGUGGCGGCGGCACCCGCUCCUGGGACUGGCUCAGACAGCUGGCGGCGGCAGACUCCGCCGCUGCCGCCACUGCCGCCGCCGCCGCGGCCGCAACAGCAUCCCACGCUUCCGCCGCCGGUGCAGCCGCCGCCGCUUCUGCGUCCACUACCGCUGCCAUGGCUGCCCAGGCGGCGGCAGUUGCGAACGCACUCCCGGGUUCUGCGCCCGCCGCCGCCGCCGGGGCCGCCGCCGCCGCCGCCGCAGACCACGCUGGUGGCUCGGGGCUAGCCGGCCGGCUGGAGUCGGCGCUGGGUCCUGACGCCCAGGAGCUCGAGCGAGCCGCCAUCGCCAAGGCGGUCGCGGCGGCGGUGCGCGGCACAGGCGGCGGCGGUGGCAGGCGCGCGCCGCAUCUGCAGCAGCAGCAGCAGCAGCAGCGGGCCGCCAGUACACCGCAGAGCGCCGGCAGCCCGCCGCCGCCAGCCGCCGCUGGCGUGGCGGCUGCGGCGCACGAGGCCGCUGCCGCUGGCGUGGCGGCGGAACAUGAGCUAGUUGCUACUGUUGCUGCUGCUGUUGCUGCUGAGGUGGCGGCGGCUGCGGCUGUGGCGGCGGCCGGGCCGCAGGCCCACAGCCUGGCGCCCCCAUUGCAGGCGUCUCCAGGUGGCGGCGGCGGUUGCGGCGGUGGCGGCGGUGGCGGCGGCGGGGGUGGCGGCAGCGGGGGCUUUGAAGGCAUGCGGCAGCUGCUGCGUGCGAACCUGCGGGCCCUGCACACUGACAUCGUGUCGGGGCGCCUCAGACACAUGGCAGGACUGCUGUGGCCGCCGGCGUCCGCAGGUGCAGGUGCAGAUGCGGCGGCACAUGCAAACGAAAAUGCAGCUGCAACGGCGGCGGCGGCGGCGCCGGUGGCAAGCCCGACGGAAGCACGGCACGCAGCAGCCCUAGGGCUGGGAGCCGCCGCCGUGCAGUCGCCUGGAGAUGCGGCGGCAGUGGCUCCCGACGCAGCGGCGGCCGCGGUGGAGGCGGCAGUGGGCGGGCACGCGGCCGGGAGCCCGGUGCUGGUGCUGGCGGCGGCGGCGGCGGCGGCGGUUGGCCUCGCGGUGGGGUUCCUGCUGGGGGCGGCCUGGGGAAGCCGCCGUAGUAGCCGCCAGCGUGCUACUGCCGCGGCCGUAGCAACAGGAACAGCUGCGGCAGUAGCAGCAGCGGCGCAGCCGCUGGCAUCAUCUGCGCCGGAGGCGGCAGUGCUGCGUGAUCAGGGACAGGGACAGGGACAGGACCCGUGCUGCUCUCCCGGCACCGCGGAGAUGGUUGGGAGGAAGCAGCACGGGCCGCAGCCGUCCACGUCGGCCGGCGACGUCAAGGCGCUGUUCGGGGGCGCCGGCGAGGAUCCGGUGCCGCUGGCGGCGGCGGCGGCGGCGGCGGGCGACGGCAGGCAGGAGGCGGCGGCGGCGGCGGCCGCGCGGGCGCUGUCUCCAGCGGGCCCCCAGGGCGCGAGUGGAGCGGGCGGACGACGGCGGCAUGCACAGCAGGAAGGAAAGGAGGUGGCGGAGGGUACGGCGGCGGCGGAGGAGGUGGAGGAAAUUCCGGCGCCGCCCGCCCCAGCGUCCGCAGCCGCACCAAUGCGCUACCAGCUGCCAGGUACGGCGGGCCUGGCGGCGGCGGCGCCGCCGCCGCCGCCACAGGACACGCCGCUGGCGGCGCCAACAGCGGUGGCGGCUGCGGCGGCGGCUGGGCAGCCAGAGGUGCUUGCGGCGGCGGCGGUAUUGCUGGACGCUUUGGCCCGACAGACGGAGGAGGCGGCGGCGCCGCCGGGGGAGCGAGAUGCGCUGGCGGCGGCGGCAGCAGCCCUGUUGCGGCGGCGGCAGCAGCAGCAGCAGGAGAUGACGUCGCCGGGGCCAGGGUGCAAACCGCCUGGGCCGUACGACAUCGUGCUGUCUGGCAACGGUAACGGUACCAACAGCGGUUGUAUCAACGGUAACGGUAACGGUUUCAACGGCAUGCUGGUGGCCUGCGCCAGCCCGUACGGCGGCCAGCUGGUCAGCCAGCCGCCUCAUCCGUACGGCGGCGGCGGUUGCGGCGGCGCAAUGGUGGUUGGCGGCGGCGGCGGCGCGCAGCGCGCGUGGCCGGCGGACACGUCGGCUCUGGUGAUGGCGGCGGCGGUGGAGUCCUUCGGCAGGCAUAUGACCGAGGUGCGCAGCGCCGUCAGCGAGGCGGCGGCGGCGGUGGCGGAGCUGACGGGCGGCGUGCGCGAGAACAGCGGCCUGCUGCGGCGGCGGCAGGCGGCCGCGGACUUGGCGGCGCAGAGGGGGAUGGCGGCGGCGGCCAUGCAGCGAGGCAUGGUGGUCAUGUGGGCAGCCCUGGCGGGGGGCUCCUUGCGCUGGGGCCGCGUGCACGAGGUGGUCGGCCGCUGCUCCGUACGGCCGGCGGCGGAGCGGCUCGCCGCGGCUGCGGCGGCGGCGGCUCGCAGCGCCGCCAGCAGUGGCGGCGGCGCCGCCGCCGCCGCCAGCAGCAUGCCACUCGCCGCGGGCGCCUGGGGCCGCGUUCGAGCCACCAUAUUCAAGGCAUCCAAGCUCGCCUCUGCAGCCGCGACCCUCGCCAGGGGCGGCGCCGGCGGCGCCGCCGCGGUGGCGGCUGACGCCGCCGCCAGCGCCGCGGCGGCGGCGAUGGGCGGUGGCGGCAGCGGAGGGGCGGCGGCGGCGGCGACGCGCGGCUGGCUUGCUGGCGGCGCGGGGUGGGGGCCGGCGUGGCUGCGGCAGGCGCUGUGCUACUGCCAUGAGCUAGGCCUGUACUCGGUGGGGCUGGCGGCGCUGGCCUACGUCGUACUGCCGCUGCUGCGCCGCACGCUGGCCGUGGACCUUCGGACCAGCUGGGCUCUGGAUGUGCCGCUGCUGCUGGGGGCGGUGUGGGGCGCCGUGGGGGCUCACGUGGUGACGGCGCUGGGCGGCCUGUGGACGGUGUGGCUGGCGGGCUGGUGGGGCUGGUGCGCCGCGGGCAUGGCGCUGCACGCGUGGCGGCUGGGCGGCGGCGGCGGCGGUGCGGGUGGAGGAGGAGGAAGGGGUGGGGGAGGUGGGGAUGGGAAGGGAAGGGAGGGAGGGGAAGGGGGCGUGGGGUGGCUGGGCGUGGCGGCGCUGGCUGGCGAGGCGGUGGUGCUGCCGCUGCUGCUGGGGCUGCUGCCGUACGCGGGCUGGGCACGGCCGCUGCACUUUGGGCUGGAGGAGGCGUGGUGGGCGGUGCGCAGGGCGGCGGCGGGCUGGCUGGGCGGCGCGGCGGCGGCGCCGCCGUUGUGAGGGCGCGGCGCGGCUCGGUUGUGUUCGCGACAUCUAGCCAGACAGGCGUCGUGUUCAUUUGGCGUUGAUGGCGAUGUGUUUGUUGGGUUGCACAAUCAACGAAAUAGAAACGAGACCCGACAUGUGUUGUGUAUAUGUACGUGUGUGUGGAUGCGUGUGCAUUCGUGUGAAUAUGUGGGGGCGCUGCGCCAUCGAAAUAUGGCUGGGUUUCAAGCUGAGGUGGGAUUGAAGCGCGCGCGACACGCGGCCACACAACACACGCACGGCCAUGCGACAGCCAGUGCGUGGGCACGAUACUGCGGGAAUGAAGACGUCGGCGGGACGAGCGGCGGCCGCCUGGGGCUUCUGGGCGGAGGAGUGCGGACACGUGCUGGCAUGCGGGGCGCGGGUCGGAGUGGGAGUGUGUGGAACAGAGGACGACGCCGACACCAGGGGAGGGCCUGGCCAGUACCACCCUGUGACUGUAGAGGAACGAGCUUAUGAGCAUGAGGAGGCAAGCGGGGUUGGCGGGCGGCACAGGCUUGGAAUUGGGAGGAGGGCCCGCCUCUUGUCAUUCGUGCUGUACCCGGCGCCUGCUGGUGCCGAACAUCUUGACUGGCGGCCAUGCCACACACGUCCAUGAGCCCAAGGCCGACCAUCGACCCUUUUAUCGGAUUACCGGGGCGUGCUCUUAAGCUUACAAUUGCGUUCGUCCAUAUGAUGUUCGGGUUUUGUGUGCCGAAGGAGAUUGGUCGAGUUCCUCCCAGGAUUAUGUGAAGCAUCCCGGGAUUGAUUUGACACGGUCGCCAGCUUUUACGGCCGGCGGCAGUCUUGUCGCCAGGACCCACACCAAGCCCUGGCCGCUACAGUUUAGCAUCAUUUCAUGUAGUAUCCAUGACAUCAGUAGGCGACGCUCACGCUUGUACGCAACUACGGUGCCGAUGUGGCCAGAUGUGGCCGGCCGCUUUCCAGAGGCCAAACGUUCUGCAAAAUUGUGCCUGCGCAUGUGUGCUAGUGCUUGUGCUAUUGGGCGGAGCGUUGAGAGGGGUGUUCUGGGCACGGAGAUGAAAUCUUGAGUCCCGCACACCACGCACACACUCCGCGUGACGAAACCUUGGAACCCCCAACCCCGACAACCGACCCUGAACUUUGAGGGCCCAUAAUUUCGAAGUUACUACCCUGGUUGAAACACUGAAAGUGGAUUUGGAAUUUCCUCACCAAGCU